Messenger RNA from Oncorhynchus nerka (sockeye salmon), 6737 nucleotides. RefSeq names its product NADH-cytochrome b5 reductase 2. Lineage: Eukaryota; Metazoa; Chordata; Actinopteri; Salmoniformes; Salmonidae. Gene Ontology annotation, molecular function: FAD binding; oxidoreductase activity. The transcript has 9 exons. The coding region runs from base 5356 to 6264 and encodes 302 amino acids. The record is from RefSeq and is a predicted model, not a curated record.
CCAAUUCAAGACCAUGAUUGUAAUUUUGUAAUACCGAUUUGUUGAGUUAGUUAGCGAUAACUGGUAUAUAUCAUACAUUUAAACGUGUUUUCUAACCUACCGGCUACCUGGAGUGUUAGGUAGCCUCAUGGUCAGAUUUCUCUAUUGUACUACAUCAUCUUACACUACUUUGAUACGCAUCAGUAGAGAUUAAGAAGUGAGUAUAAGCAAUGCCCACUGUUUUACAAAAAGUGCGCUCUCCUACAUGAGUGCAUGGGUAUUACUGUUGCUGUCCUUUCCGAAUCACAAAACUGUCACACACUGAAGGCCUAUAGGUUCGCAAACAUGUCUAUAAAAUAUAUGUAAAGGCUGUUAAGAUACUGUAUUAAUGUUUGAAGAAAGGAGUGUAUAUAUUUGGCCUGGCUAAACUGUUUUAUGGGAAUGGAAGCUGAUAAUUCAGAGUUUUAUUUACUCCGCUGGUCUCUGGAAGAAAUUAGGAGUCUUCACUGUCCAAGACCUAGUACAAAUGUAUCCGACAUGGAGACACUCUGUGGUCUCGAGUACUGCAACACUGCUUUACACGAAACAUUUGUUUGUUUAUUAACUUUUAAAGUCCAUUUGGAGUAACACCCUUCUAAAUGAAUGUAGGUUGGCCUUUUCCCAGUUUCUGGUUGGUCCAAGCUGUGGACGUGUCUCAUCUGUCCAUUCACUAUUGAUGCUUCUCAACACAGCAGCGAGAACGAGACCAAUUGAUGUUUACAGACGUUGGAUCAUAAAUGUAUCAUUCUUUUGUCGCAACCAAGAAAUUCAAAUGAGCCUCAAAAUCCGUAGUUCUUUCUCUCAAUGUGGGGGCAGUAAUGCCAAUUUAGCAACUUUUCAGACUACCCUGGCAACCUUUUUUUCAAACAGCACCUAGCAACAAAUUUAGCUACUUUAAACAAUUUAUUUGGAACUUUUAGCAACUUUUGAAAAGUGACUCAAAUGCUAAAAUGCACGCAUUUUCCCUCCAAAUGACACAAAAACGAUUUUCUCUUUCACACACUCAGUCACAACACAAGUGCCUGGCUGCAAAAGUGCAUUGUGAGGAACGUCAGUUCAAUAAAGUUUGAGUAACUUUGUGAAUUCUACGUAAUGACGCAGUUUUACGUUAUCACGCAAUGACAUCACAAAGUCAUUUAGCAACAAAUCAACCUGCCUCCAGCAAUUUACCCUGAAAAUGAGUUGGCAACACUGUGUGGGGCAGUCGAAUCAUUAGGACCAGUACCAGCUCUCGCUCGGUCUAACACUUACAGCACCAGACAGAAUAUUAAUAAAUGUCCUACUGGUACUGUAGACAUAUAGGUCCUAUUACUGCAACAAUCAAAUGUACCAAAAUGUAUCUGAAAUGCAGCCGUACGCUUCAACAACUCUAGUUUUAAAUAGCUUAAUAACACAACAUACAGUGCAUUCGGAAAGUAUUCAGACCCCUUGACUUUUUCCAAGUUAGAGGCAUAAAAAGCAUAGAAAGUUAAAGCAUAGAAAGUUAGAGGCAUAGAAAGUUAAAGCAUAGAAAGUUAGAGGCAUAAAUAUCAUACCCCCCCCCCCCAAAAAAAAUGCUAACCUCCCCUGUUAUUGGUAAUGGUGAGAGGUUAGCAUGUUUUGGGAGUUAUGAUCUGUGUUCCUCUAACUUCCUCACUCAUCACUAUUCACAAUUCAUUCAUGAUUUUCCAUAAUCAUGGUAGAAUCCACAUCAACAUAGAAGUGUCCAGAAACAUAUUAUAUUCUUAUGUACAAUAAGUGACAUUUCUAAACAGCGAAACAGAUAUGUAUGAAAAUAUCCUUAAAUAAAAGGGGGCAUUCUGUACUGUCGCCUCAUAUGAAACAUUUGAUCUCAAAUCCAAAAUGCUGGAGUAUAGAGCCAAGCUUUUGCUACACUGUCCAAAUUCACACGGAGGGGAGUGUAACUGUGUGUGUAUGUGUGUGCGCCUGCGUGCCUGCACAUGUGUUUGUGACCUCUCAGACUCGUGUGGAAUGUCUCAUGUCUGUGUGCCUCAACCCCCAGUGAGUCUCUGGAGGGAGAGGGCGUCAUGGCACUCCAGGCCCUGAGAGGUGCGCCUCAGCCUGGACAUUGAACAUAUCUGCACUGGGGCCAUUAUCCAGCCUGCCUGGGUCCUCCUAGGCCUGUGAGUGUCACACCAACACAUAUCCUAUACUUUUUCAUAGGUGAAAAUGUUCAUAAAAACAGAUAACACACAUCCUAUAGUAUUAUAUUCAUUUAGUGCAAAAGAAAUGGGGUAUUUGAAGAGUUUGAAAACUCCUGCCCUCUACUUUUUCGUAGAUGAAUAUGAAUAUUCAUAAAAACAGAUCAUAACACCAGGUAGAGACCCAAAGAACCAGGUAGGAAGCAUCCUCAGUCUUCCUAUACCUUACUCAGUGUGUCAAUCUCCCCCCACUUGACAAACACACAUACAUACUGUGGCAGACCAGGGGGUUUGGUCAAAACGUUUACACAGAUCAGACAGUAGGGUUAGCUCAGUUUCAAGGGUGUUUUAUUUGAAUAACAAAAGAAAAGGUCUCCCCCAUGAGACCAUCUCCGGGAUACCGUCUUCUGGGCUCUGGGUCUUGCUGUAUCCUGUGGGGAACAAAAACUGAACUCCCUCCUUUUACCUCUGGAACCGUCCAACUAUACAGGAGUAACCUUUCUUCCCCAGUCUCUUCUCCCGUGAGCUGCCCUUCUGGCAGCUUUAUGGGACCCGUCCAGCUGGUAAGCAGUCAGCCCUUGAUUACUCACCAACCACAAGCAGCCCCAAAUAGUCCUGGCCGGAGAGCCCGUCGAGAACUGGCACGUCCAGCAGAGGGAGCCAUCGCCUCGUGAUGUAUACUCCAUCUGUCACCAGGCCCCAACGAGUCUCCCCCUGGUGGCUGACCUGACAUACAGCUACAGCUGUACCCCCGCUGCUCCUCACUGAGCAAGCCCAGUCCUAUCUGUCCUGCUCGGGACAGGAAGUCCCACCCUUCCAGGUCUGCAUAGUCUCAUCGUGGGAGGGUCAGACAGGUACAUACAGACACCAUGACAAAGCAAAAAGGUAACUUUAGCACGAUGAGUGUUGUUCUUAAAAGUUGAAGUGGAAACGGGUUAUGUGUAUGUAUAAAUAUGACAUUACCUCAUUAAAAUGUCUGCACAUCAGGGAAAUAUUUGCUGGAAAUGUGUGUGGCAACAUUCCCCAUCCAACCUGACAGAGCUUGAGAGGAUCUCCAGAGAGGAAUGGGAGAAACUCCCCAAAUACAGGUGUGCCAAGCUUGUAGCGUGGUACCCAAGAAGACUCGAUGCUGUAAUCGCUGCCAAAGGUGCUUCAACAAAGUACUGAGUAAAGGGUCUGAAUACUUAUGUAAAUGUGAUUUAUUUUUUUUAAUAUUUUUUUUUUAUAAAUAUGAAAAUAUUUCUAAACCUUUUUUGCUUUGUCAUUAUGGGGUAUUGUGUGUAGAUUGAUUGAGGGGGAAAAAACUAUUUAAUCAAUUAUAGAAUAAGGGUGUAACGUAACAAGUCAAGGGUUCUGAAUACGUUCCGAAUGCACUGUAUAUGAUGUAAAUAAGAACAGUAGUCUAUUUUGUAUUUUUGUAUAUUAUUAGGUAUCCCCAUUAGCUGCUGCCAAGGUAGCAGCUACUCUUGCUGGGGUCCAACCACAUUAAGGCACGUCAUACAAAAAAAGAAAACUACAUCAUAUAACAUUACUACACCAUUACAUAUCCACUACAUAAAAUGUACAGUAUAAACCGGGUGGUUUGAGCCUUCAAUAUCACCAUACAACAAUAACACAGUAUGUGUGGGUGUUUGUGUGUCUCUUCACAGUACGCUUUUCCAUAAGGGGUAGUUUUAUCCAGGUUUUUUUCAAUCUGAUUUUAAUAGUGCACAGCUAUUUUCAGGUCUCUUUCAAAGAUGUUCGACCGGGUUCUGGCUGAAGAACAUUCAGAGACUUGUCCCGAAGCCAAUCCAGCUGUAUGCUUAGGGUCUUUGUACUGUUGGAAGGUGAACCUUCAUCCCAGUCUGAGGCCCUUAGUGCUCUGGAGCAGGUGUUCAUCAAGGAUUUCUCUGUACUUUGUUCCGUUGAUCUUUGCCUUGAUCCAGACUAGUCUCACAGUCCCUGCCACUGAAAAACAUACCCACAGCAUGAUGCUGCCACCACCAUGCUUCAUCGUAGGGAUGGUGCCAGGUUUCCUCCAUCGUGACUCUUGACAUUCAGGCCAAAGAGUUCAAUCUUGGUUUCAUCAGACCAGAUAAUCUUGUUUCUCAUGGUCUGUGAGUCUUUAGGUGCCUUUUGGCAAGCUCCAGGCGGGCUGUCAUGUUCCUUUUACUGAUGAGUGGCUUCCGUCUGGUCACUCUACCAUAAAGGCCUGAUUGGGGGAGUGCUGGGGAGAUGGUUGUCCUUCUGGAAGGUUCUCCCAUCUCCACAGAGGAUCUCUAGAGCUCUGUCAGAGUGACCAUCGGGUUCCUGGUCACCAAACUGUGCCUCGACACAAUCCUGUCCCUGAGCUCUGUGGACAAUUCCUUCGACCCCAUGGCUUGCUUUUUGCUACUCUGUGGGACUUUAUAUAGACAAGUUUGUGCCUUUCCAAAUCCUGUCCAAUCAGUUGAAUUUACCACAUGUGAACUCCUAUCACUUUGUAGAAACAUCUCAAGGAUGAUCAAUGGAAACUGGAUGCACAUGAGCUCCAUUUCUAGUGUCAUAGCCAAGAGUCUGAAUACUUGUGUAAAUAAUGUAUUUCAGUUUUUUAUUUGUAAUAAAUGAUUAACCAUUUCUAAAAACCUGUUUUCACUUUGUCAUUAUGGGGUAUUGUGUGUCGAUUGAUGAGGGGGAACAAAUCAUUUAAUCCAUUUUAGAAUAACGCCGUAACAUAACAAAAUGUGUAAAGUCAAGGAGUCAGAAUACUUUUCGAAUGCACUGUAUUAAUUGCAUGAAUCUAGUUCAACAGUCCAGAAGUUAUAAGCCUAAGUGUGCUAUAGUGUCAUAAACUUGCUUGGGGCUAUUUUCAUUGAUCAGACCAUACACAUGCACACACAGUCUCACACACACACACACACUUUCUAAACCAGUGUCCCAACCUCUGAGUGAUCUGAGAGUGGCGUGAUUUUGGACCAUUCACCUCUACGUGUAUGGAUUACUCAGCUGUGCGUCGUCAUGGCUUUGUCAUAGUGAUUUCUUCUCUCCUAUUGGUCCGUCAGCCCUCUAUUACCUUUCCUCCAGCUGGCUCCCCCCUCCCCUAGGUGUCCUUGGUGCAAAGGUCUGACUCCAGGGUCAGAGCCUAGCUCAGCCCAAACUCACUGCCUGGAUCCUGAUCACACUGACCACACUGCAGAGGCAGACAGAGAGCAACACACCUGACACGCACUUACCCGUCAUGGAGAGUCUGACAGUACCUGUUGUGGUUGGAACGUCUGUGGUGGUCCUCUCUGGGCUCUACUUCCUCCUCCGAGGUGAUAAGAAGAAGAAGCCGCUUCCACAGACACUACAAGAUUCUACAGUUAAAUAUCCACUGCCACUCAUAGAGAAAGAGGAUAUAAGCCAUGAUACGAAGCGCUUUCGCUUUGGCCUUCCCUCUCCCACACAUGUCCUUGGACUGCCAGUAGGACAGCAUGUGUACCUGUCAGCUAAGGUGAAUGGGAGCCUGGUCAUCCGGGCCUACACUCCUGUCUCCAGUGAUGAGGACCAGGGCUUUGUGGACCUGGUGGUCAAGGUGUACUACAAAAACACUCAUCCUAACUAUCCUGGCGGAGGAAAGAUGUCCCAGUACCUGGACGCCAUGAGCAUUGGGGACAAAAUAGAUUUCAGAGGACCCAAUGGACUCCUUGUAUACACAGGAAAUGGCAAAUUUGCCAUUCGACCUGAUAAGAAGUCUGAGGCCAAGGUCCGCAAGUUUAAACAUGUUGGAAUGAUCGCUGGUGGAACAGGGAUUACCCCCAUGCUGCAGCUGAUUCGCAGUAUUACAGGAGACCCUGCAGACAACACCAAGUGCUCGCUCAUAUUUGCUAACCAGACUGACAAGGAUAUCCUACUGCGGGAUGAACUAGAGGAGGUGCUGAAGAGUCACUCUGACCAACUCAACCUGUCCUACACUCUGGACAAGCCUCCACAGGACUGGAAGUACAGCUCAGGAUUUGUGAACGCUAAUAUGAUGAAAGAGCACCUUCCCCCGGCAUCCAACGAUGUGCUUAUUGUCAUGUGUGGCCCACCCCCCAUGAUCCAGCAUGCAUGCCUCCCCAACCUUUCCACUCUAGGCUACAAGACAGAGAACACAUUCACAUACUAGUAACUCCCAGGCCCUGCCAACUAGGCAUAGAACCCCAUAUAUACAUUAAACUGCACCAGGACAUUUGAGACCAUUUGUUAUAUUGACUUAUCUGUGUAGAAUAUAAUGUAAAAGCCUACACUACAAGACCAAAGGGAUAUUUUCUAUGGGUUUUAAUAAAAGAAAAUGUAAUAUUUGCAUGUUUAACAUUCAAAGAACAGUUUGAACUGUUUUGUGUUAGAAAGACUGUAAUAAGGUUGGUUGGGUUUUGGAAUGUUUGGACUGUUCCAGUAACAAUUUGUCUAGAUAAGUAUUGUCUCUAAAGCUUUUUGACGUGCUAUUUUUAACCCUCCUGCUGUGUUCGGGUUGAAUUGGACCAAUUUACAAGUUUUCUCUCUGAAAAAUGUAGUUCAUUUCAUCUGAUUGUCAUAAGGUUCCAUGACUUUUUCCACACAGGGCAUCUGAACACACAAAAUACAUUUUUAUAAUUUUCA